Molecule: messenger RNA, 1059 nt
Organism: Coregonus clupeaformis (lake whitefish)
Lineage: Eukaryota; Metazoa; Chordata; Actinopteri; Salmoniformes; Salmonidae
Product: cell surface glycoprotein 1-like
Exons: 2
Coding region: 1-1059 (352 amino acids)
Source: RefSeq, a predicted model, not a curated record
AUGUACGGAGAACCCCGCUGGCCGUAUGGACGGGGACAUACCACCUCAGACACACCACGACCCAACCACAGGACCACCUCAGACACACCACGACCCAACCACAGGACCACCUCAGACACACCACGACCCAACCACAGUACCACCUCAGACACAACACGACCCAACCACAGUACCACCUCAGACACACCACGACCCAACCACAAUAUCACCUCAGACACACCACGACCCAACCACAGUACCACCUCAUACACACCACGACCCAACCACAGUACCACCUCAUACACACCACGACCCAACCACAGGACCACCUCAGACACACCACGACCCAACCACAGGACCACCUCAGACACACCACGACCCAACCACAGGACCACCUCAGACACACCACGACCCAACCACAGGACCACCUCAGACACACCACGACCCAACCACAGGACCACCUCAGACACACCACGACCCAACCACAGGACCACCUCAGACACACCACGACCCAACCACAGGACCACCUCAGACACACCACGACCCAACCACAGGACCACCUCAGACACACCACGACCCAACCACAGUACCACCUCAGACACACCACGACCCAACCACAGGACCACCUCAGACACACCACGACCCAACCACAGGACCACCUCAGACACACCACGACCCAACCACAGGACCACCUCAGACACACCACGACCCAACCACAGGACCACCUCAGACACACCACGACCCAACCACAGGACCACCUCAGACACACCACGACCCAACCACAGGACCACCUCAGACACACCACGACCCAACCACAGGACCACCUCAGACACACCACGACCCAACCACAGGACCACCUCAGACACACCACGACCCAACCACAGGACCACCUCAGCCCCACACCCAACCACAGGACCACCUCAGACACACCACGACCCAACCACAGUACCACCUCAGACACACCACGACCCAACCACAGGACCACCUCAGACACACCACGACCCAACCACAGUACCACCUCAGACACAGCUCAGCCAUCUCUGUCUGAAUCAGUUUCAGAGCACAGUACCACCUCAGUAG